CUGGCCACCGCACGACAGUUACAUUUUGAUCGUAGUGAAUUCCAGGUAUUUACAUUAGGGUGGACUUACGUGCAUGCAAUUGCUGUAUCUGGCAGCUACGGUGAGCGUGGAAUUGAUUCAUUUCGCGCUGCUGCAAAUGAUCUGGGCGUAUGCAUCGAUGGUGACGUCCAUAAAAUCAAUCGACAUUGGAGUGAUGCACAGUUUAGGUUCUCAUCAACGAAUGUCCUUUCACUUGUUCUCAUUUUCAAAUUUUCACAAAAAGAACUGAUACUGAAGAUGAAACAUACGAAAAAAGCACGCGGUGUUGUGAUGUUCGUUGAUGAGGAUCACUUGAGGCGCAUGCUCUCCAGCUUAGAUGCUCUUAUACGCAACGAUUCUACUCUGAACAAUUAUUUUUGGUAG
Molecule: messenger RNA, 402 nt
Organism: Gongylonema pulchrum
Lineage: Eukaryota; Metazoa; Nematoda; Chromadorea; Rhabditida; Gongylonematidae
Source: the annotation of a GenBank genome assembly